Messenger RNA from Planococcus citri (citrus mealybug), 5162 nucleotides. RefSeq names its product protein son of sevenless-like. Gene Ontology annotation, biological process: Ras protein signal transduction; positive regulation of GTPase activity. The transcript has 25 exons. Gene Ontology annotation, cellular component: plasma membrane. Lineage: Eukaryota; Metazoa; Arthropoda; Insecta; Hemiptera; Pseudococcidae. Bases 185 to 4423 code for a protein of 1412 amino acids. Gene Ontology annotation, molecular function: protein heterodimerization activity; guanyl-nucleotide exchange factor activity. The record is from RefSeq and is a predicted model, not a curated record.
UUUUUAUAGUAGAAUCGUGAUAAACGCAAGUGAAUUCGUUGAUUUUUACCUCAAAUCGAUUGUUUUCGAAUAUCUAUUUUAUUCUCGGAAUAUGUUUUAUUCAUGGUGAAAACACACUCGGUCGUACUAUGGUGUUUCCCGUCAUACGACUCCUAUUACAGUGAAAUAAACUCAAAAUUUUGAAAUGUUCUCUGCUCAAACUUCCACUCAAGAUUUGAAUAGAUCAUUUAUCAGUUUCGCGGAUCCUGAGGAAGUCGAACCAUGGAAGGGCGUUUUUACCAAUUCGCUGAGAAAAGUGCUGGAGCAAGUUCAUCCAUCCCUGACGGCCGGAGAGGAUGCUCUGGAGUAUGUGGAGAGGUUGAUUAUUCAGUUAUUGAGUAUGCUGUGCUUGAAACCUUCUCCACAUAGUAUUUCCGAUGUAGAAGACAGAGUGCGAACCACGUUUCCGACACCUAUUGAUAAAUGGGCUCUGGAUGAUGCGAAGGAAGCGUUGGAAAAGUACAAAAGACGUAAUGGUCAGCUCGUCUUGCCUGUUGAACGUGUUCAUCAGAUGUUGCAAAAAGAGGUUUUGCAGUAUAAAUUGGAUAUGCAGGUGAUCGUAUUUAUCGUUGCUGUACUCGAAUACAUCUCGGCUGAUUUAUUCAAGCUGACUGGUAAUUACGUUAAGAAUACGCAUCAUGCGGAGAUCACGUGUCAAGAUAUCAGAGUCGCUAUGUGCGCUGAUAAAGUCUUAUCAGACAUGUUUACUCACAAUGGUACCGAAAGUGGAAACGAAAACGAUAUAAAUAUAGAAAACAGUACGUACGAAUACGCUGUCAAAGAUUUUAUACACGACGAAAAACAGCACUUGAGGAAUUUAAAUAUGAUCAACAAGGUGUUUCUGGAAGAGAUAAAUAACGUUUUACCUAUUCACGAAAUAGAGGAUCUUCAAAACAUGUUCCAGAAUUUGAACGAUAUAAGUGAUCUGACCUUUACAAUCGUUGCCUCUUUCGAAGACAUCUUGGAAAUGAGUGAAGAUAAACAACCACCUUUGGUGGGCAGUUGUUUGGAAGAAUUUGCAGAGGAUGAAGAAUUUGAAGUUUAUUCUCGAUAUACAGCUGACUUAUUGCAAGCCAACGGUCCCAAUCUAAUUAUAGAUUUGCUAUCGCGACAUAAUCGCUUAGACGUGUUACCAUCAGCUGGCCAGGGGUUUAGAGAAGCCGUCAAAUAUUAUUUACCGAGGUUACUUCGGUAUCCUAUAUGGCACUGUUUGGCAUAUUUCGAUUAUAUCAAGAUAUUUCAAGAUAUUUCGAUAAAAGAAGCAGAUAAAGACGAUCUAUACGAGGUCGACAGAGAUAAUUUAGAACAGUUAGAAGGACUGUUGAAACCCCUACAAGCGGACAUGACUAAAUUACUGCGUAAUUUACCCGAAAACGAAAAAGAAUACGGAGCUCGUUUACAUGGGAAACUACGACACACCGUGUUGAUGGAAAAAAUCAACGAAAUGAAAAGAACCGUCGACGGAUUCGAGUCCAAGUAUUCUAAACAAUUUUGUACUGAAUUAUUAAGAGAGGACUUUUUAAUGGUACAAAGCGGUGGUAAACGUGCGGCCGAAAGAAGAGCUACGCUUUUCGACGGCAUCCUGGUGCUCUGUAAACGUAAAAGAUCAGCGCCAAUUUCUAGUCAGGUUGGUCCUGGUGGAGUUCCCAUCGAUUAUAAGCUCAAAGAUAUCAUAUUUAUAAGAAAAGUCGAAAUUAAAGAUAGAGACGAUACCGAUGAAGUGAAAAACGCAUUUGAAAUAGUUCCCAGAGAUCAAUUACCGUUCACUUUUUUAGCAAAAUCGUAUGAAGAAAAAUGCCAAUGGAUGUCUGAUCUGGUUAUGUUGAAUAUUAGAUGUAUGUUGGAUAGAAGUUUGAAUAGCGUUCUGGACGAUAUAGAACGUAAAAAUCCAUUACAAAUGCCACCGGUAGAGGUUUAUCGAUUCGCUGAACCCGAUUCUUCGAAUAAUAUAGUUUUCGAAGGUUCAACUAUCAAGGGUGCCACUUUAAUGAAACUUAUCGAAAGACUGACAUUUCACGUAUAUACCGAUGCACAAUUCGAUCGUACUUUUUUGAUCACCUAUAGAACGUUCGUCACCGCUGAGGAACUGUUAGAAUUGCUAAUCGAACGUUAUAAUGUUCCGGAGGCUUUGGAAGCGUUCAGUAUACAAAAUACCAAUACUUUGACGUCCAAGGUUAAGGAAGAUAUUAAAAGAUAUAGGAAACAGUAUUAUCAACCUAUUAAAUUUCGAGUCUUGAAUGUAUUAAAACGAUGGGUCGAUUGUUAUUUUUUCGAUUUCGAGAACAACGUUGAAUUGUCAACCAAACUAGACAACUUUCUAGAUUCAAUUAGCGAAAAAUCUAUGAAAAAAUGGGCCAUCUGCAUAAAGAAAAUUCUUCAAAGGAAGAAAGAUCCGAACGAAUUAUGCAGAGAAGUCACGUAUGCUUUUGAUCGAGCGCCUCCUCCGAUCGAAUGGCACAUCAUGCUUCCGGAAGAAGAAUGGAAUAUUUUAACGCUCCAUCCUGUAGAAAUAGCUCGCCAGCUGACUUUAAUCGAAUACGACAUGUACAAAGUAAUGAGAAGUUCCGAGCUCGUGGGAGCCGCGUGGACCAAAGAGAAUAAAGAACUGCUCGCUCCUAACGUUAAGAAGAUUAUACAAAAAUCCAACAACUUUUCGCUAUGGUUGGAAAAAAUAAUCGUAGAAACGGAAAAUCUUGAAGAAAGAGUUGCCAUAUAUACUCGUCUAUUGGAGAUAAUGAGUGUUUUAUUGGAUUUGAAUAAUUUCAACGGAGUAUUUUCUAUAUUUUCGGCUCUUAUGUCCGCUUGCGUGUAUCGUCUCAGAUAUACUACAUCUAGCUGUCCACGAAAUCUGCAGAAGGUUUAUAACGAAGUAGAAGAAUUUCAUCGUCAACAUCAGAAGAAAUAUUUGGAGAAACUUCAUACGCUUAAUCCACCCUGCGUGCCUUUCUUUGGUGUAUUUUUGACCAAACUUAUACACACUGAAGAAGGUAAUGCGGAUUUCAUCAACGACCCACCCACCAUUAUAAAUUUCUCAAAACGAAGAUUCACCAUGGAAAUUAUCAACGAAAUUCAACAGUUUCAAGAUAAACCCUAUUGUUUAACUGUUGAGCCUAGAAUUAGAACGUUCCUGGAGACAAAGCUUUUAUCAAGUCCUUUUGAAGAUUUGUCGGAAGCAGACUUCUUAUCGUAUUUAUACGACAAAUCGCUAUUCAUCGAACCCAAAGAACCUAAAAUUGGAAAGCCUCCUUCCUUUCCGAGAAAAUGGCCUAAAUUGAACCUAAAAUCACCGGGAAUAAAGCUUCGUGGAUCGUCGCAGUCGUACAAAUCUAGUCACACGCCGAGUCUGAAGCCUAACGUGAUAUUCGAAGACGAUCAUCCGGCCGGUGGAGUAUCGCCAGGAGUAGUCGGUUGCAUUCCUAAUUCGAAAAUUCCUCGACAAUUGAAUCUGAAGCCGUCACCAGGUUCGAUGGUUCCGAUGAAUACGUCAUCCGGCGGACCAUUUUCACCUUCUACUAAAGAGUUCGCCGUAUUUACUCCUAUUUUUUUCGGCCCUGGCGAUUCGAAUGGUCGGAUACCGUCACGAAAGCAAACCUGCGACAUGAUCUCUUCGAACUCUGAAGAAUCGCAAACUGGUACAUCGAUGACCGAAGAUAGUGAGAAUGGUAAUUUCUUGGAUGGUCCCCCCGAAGGACCUCCACUGCCUCCUAGACGACCUCCGCCUAAAAUGCCACCGAUGAUGUAUGAUCUGCCUAGUCCUAAUUUACCCCCUCGAGAUAUAAGCCCGCCGCCAUUACCGCCGCGAAGGGAUUCCUUACACAUACGUCAAAGUUCAGUGGACACGACUCGCAUCAUGUUCGAACCAAUGUCGCCAUUUUUACCUCCUCUUAGCGGCGUCCAAGAUGCAAACGGUACGAAUAAUAAUUUCACCGACAGCGUCGCAGAUAAACGUCAUUUCGAUUUUAUUUCGAGUUUCAACAACUAUAACUCUAGUGAAUUUGAUAAUGGAUCGGAUUCUGAAAUGAGUCCCGAUACUUUGUCUCAGAAUCCUCUUUUAUUUCCUAAACAUUCUGAUUUACUGGUAUUCGACGAUAUUUUUCCAAAUCAAAAUCAUAUUGUAGAGGAAACAAAUGAUCAAAAAACUCCCCCGUGUUCGACGACGAACGCAUUUUUUCCAUCAUCGAUGCCUCAAACAUUCCUCCCCGAAUGGUCUGCUGUUCCGAAAAUUCAUCCUUUACCCAACGUAUCACUCCCUCAGCACGAAGAUACCCAUAAACCUGUACCGAGAUCGAUCAUAAUACGUAGAACCGUACCUUCGAUGUUCCAAUUCAACGUGAAUCGAAAUUCCAAUAGUGAUAAAAGUUUCGCUGGCGAGAAAACCGACUGAUGGUCGUCUAGUAAUCGAAACAUAAUAUUAUUGAUCUCAUUACUAGCGAAUGCAUUUAUUACGAAUUCUGUCGUUUUGUAAGCUGACGCUCGUUUUUUUUUUUUUUACAAAGGAUACUUACCUACCAUUUUUUAAAAGUAUAUUUCGCUAGUACCAAAGCUAUCAGAUAUUUCUUCCAUCCGUGAUGUUUUUUUUUUGUAGUGAUACGAAUAAUAUGUAUUCUUUUUUUUUUUUUAAAUUAUUAAUUAAUCGUUUAUUUGUAUAUUUUCGCGAUGAUUUUAAUGGCUGUUAUAUUAUGUUUUAAGUAGUUUUAAUAUUAUGUGUCGGCGAAUUUGUAAUUCGUUCGGUGUUUUUAUCGUGGAUCGAUGUCGAUUGUUUUUGUUUUUAACCUUCGGGACCAUUUUACUUUUUUUUUUAGAAGAUAUUUUUCUAAUGUCCUUAAUAAGAUACCAUUCGAGGCCUAAUUAUGCUGCAAACGUUGCUUUUUUUCAAUGUACCUACGCUUCUGAUAGAGAUUUUUUUACGAUGUGGGAGACUAUUUUAGCGUAGAAGAUGAACGAGAUUUUCUUAUAGGAAUUGGUGCUUUGUAUUUGUAAACAGAUUUUACCAUAGUAGUAUGAUAAUUUGUUAAUCGUCGUUGUCUUAUUUUUUUCUGUUUUUUUAUGUUCUGUCGUUUGUGUAAGUUUUUAUGAUGAACAUAUUAUUUUUGUUAUAAUAAAGGCUAGCCUUUUUUGUGGUA